AUGGUUGAUGGCCUCAAACCAGGCCAGAGAAAGAUUUUGUUUUGCUCAUUCAAGCGGAACUUUGUGAAGGAGGCUAAGGUUGCCCAGUUCUCUGGUUAUGUUUCCGAGCAUUCAGCAUACCACCACGGUGAGCAGAGUCUUGCUAGUACCAUUAUUGGAAUGGCUCAAGAUUUUGUGGGCAGCAACAACAUAAACCUUCUGCAGCCUAACGGACAGUUUGGCACCAGAAACCAGGGAGGAAAAGAUCACGCUAGUGCAAGGUAUAUCUGCACUAGCCUUUCACCCCUAACUCGGUUCUUGUUCCCAAAGGACGAUGAUAUUCUUCUUGAUUACUUGAAUGAAGAUGGCCAGUCGAUUGAACCCACUUGGUAUAUUCCCAUUAUACCUAUGGUUCUAAUCAAUGGAAGUGAAGGGAUUGGUACAGGAUGGAGCUCUUUCGUUCCUAACUACAACCCUAGGGACAUAAUCGCUAAUGUGAGAAGGUUGUUAAAUGAUGAACCAAUGCAGCCCAUGGACCCAUGGUAUAGGGGAUUCAAGGGUCUCAUAGAGAAAUCAGCUACAAAGGAAGCUGGUGUGACUUACACCAUUACUGGUAUUAUAGAGGAAGUUGACAACACAACACUGAGGAUCAUGGAGCUUCCUGUUCGCAGAUGGACCCAGGAUUAUAAGGAAUUUCUCGAGGCCCUAAUGACUGGCAAUGAUAAAGUCAAGGAACCAUUCAUAAAGGAUUAUCGAGAGCACAAUGAUGAUACAACAGUGCACUUCGAGGUUACGUUAACAGAGGAAAACUUGAAUAUUGCCUUACAAGAAGGUCUUGAGAAGAAAUUUAAGCUCACUACCACAAUUGGAACUACUAACAUGCACCUAUUUGAUUCCAAUGGUGUUAUCAAGAAAUAUGAUACCCCAGAGCAGAUUCUUGAGGAUUUUUUCCAUCUAAGGCUUGAGUUUUAUGAGAAACGAAAGAAAGUACUCUUAGACAAUCUUGAGAUGGAUUUACUAAAGCUGGAUAACAAAGUGAGAUUCAUACUUGGUGUAGUCCGAGGUGAAAUUAUAGUUAAUAAUAGGAAGAGAGCAGAACUAUUCAUUGAGCUGCACCAGAAAGGCUUCACUCCUUUCCCUAAGAAAUCGAAGGGCAUCGAUGUUGCCAUCGUGGGGGCCACCACUGAAGAAGAAGAAAAUGAAGAGAGUCCAGAAAUGGGGAAAGGCGGAGUGAGAGCUAGUGAUUAUGAAUAUUUGCUCUCCAUGGCCAUCGGUACAUUGACACUGGAAAAGGUCCAGGAGCUAUGUGGAGAAAGAGACAAGUUGGAGAGUGAGGUUGAGGAAUUGAGAAAGGCCACGCCGAGGUCUUUGUGGUUGAAAGAUCUUGAUGCUCUUGAAAGAGAGCUAGAAGAGCAAGAAAGAAAAGAUGCUGAAGCUGAUGGGGCAAGGCGAGCGAUGAGAGCCAAGAACAUUGGAGCUGCUGCAGCCUCCAAACAAGGAGCAAAGAAACCAAGAAAGAACACUUCUAAGGCAGUUGAGAGUGAUGAUGAGGAUGAAGUACUCGAGUUAAAAGAGCGUCUGGCCGCUUAUAACCUCAAUUCUUCUCCCGAUCAUUCUGGUAAUUUUAAAUGA
Molecule: messenger RNA, 1611 nt
Organism: Ananas comosus (pineapple)
Lineage: Eukaryota; Viridiplantae; Streptophyta; Magnoliopsida; Poales; Bromeliaceae
Product: DNA topoisomerase 2-like
Exons: 10
Coding region: 1-1611 (536 amino acids)
Biological process (GO): resolution of meiotic recombination intermediates; sister chromatid segregation; DNA topological change
Cellular component (GO): nucleus
Molecular function (GO): ATP binding; DNA binding; DNA topoisomerase type II (double strand cut, ATP-hydrolyzing) activity
Source: RefSeq, a predicted model, not a curated record